AUGUUCAGCUCUCAACAUAACCCUUCGCGACUUGCUGAGCGUUCCAAGGAUCGUCCCUUCGCUGCAUUCGAUCCCCCAUUUCUGGCUAAGCCUUCAGGCGAAUGCUGUCUGAAAGGCUCAAUCCACACAGGCAGACCGCAAGGAUCCUUCAUCACUUUAGCUGGCGUCGAGACGUACCUGGCCAGACCAACACCGGAGCAGAGCAACCGUCAUAUUCUGCUGUACUAUCCAGAUGUUUGGGGCAUGUUCACGAACGGCCUGCUUGUGAUGGAUGCCUUUGCUGAGCGUGGUUAUUUGACCAUUGGACUGGACUACUUCAGAGGCGAUCCAGUAUGGAAGCAUAGGCGGAAUCGAUCGGACACGACUUCCGAUCCUGGAUUCGACUACGAGGCCUGGAAGAGGAAACACACUGCCUUUGCAGACAGCGUUGUUCCCAAAUGGAUUUCUGCUGUGAAGGAGCAGUUUGGUACGACAAGUACAAGAUAUGCUUGCGUUGGCUACUGCUUUGGAGCGCCAUACGUAUGCAAGUCUCUGGCAUCUGUGGAUGGGAAUGAGCCUGUUUGCUCGGUGGGAGCUUUCGCCCAUCCUGCAUUCUUGAAAGAGCAUCACUUCAGGCAGCUAGAGCGACCACUUUUCUUAUCCUGUUCCGAAAUUGACCACACUUUCGAUACCGCGUCAAGGCGGCUCGCCCUGGAAAUCAUGCGCCAAGACGGUAAGAAGUACCAUCUUCAGCUGUUCUCUGGCGUUCAACAUGGCUUCGCCCUGAGGGGCGAUUUGGAGAAGCCAUACGAGCGCUGGGUGAAGGAGCAAAGCUUGGACGGCAUCGUGAGAUGGUUCGACUUUUGGUUUGGGGAAGAGUCUACCAGUGAGCCGCAUAAAGCGAAGAUGUAG
Zasmidium cellare ATCC 36951 is the source of this 891-nucleotide messenger RNA. RefSeq lists its product as uncharacterized. Gene Ontology annotation, molecular function: hydrolase activity. Lineage: Eukaryota; Fungi; Ascomycota; Dothideomycetes; Mycosphaerellales; Mycosphaerellaceae. Bases 1 to 891 code for a protein of 296 amino acids. The transcript has 3 exons. The record is from RefSeq and is a predicted model, not a curated record.